UAAACAUGGCGUCUGAUUCUGGAUGUGAAAAUUACAUGUAGCGCUUCUGAAUGGUAACGGUGUGUCUCACGUACCAUCGCCCCGCAUUUUAGCCUCGAACACAGCAACGUGGUGGACACGACGUCGGAAAGACAUGAAGAGGAGACGGAGGGAGGCGCUUCACUGAUGCUGCUUCAUAUUUUUUCUCUCUGCACAACAUGAAUGGUCUGAUGCCUUCCCGGACCCUGUGAUUGGCGCAAGAUAAUUGCUUUUGUUAACAGACACACUGAUUUUUAUUUCUGUCGAGGUGUCUACUUUUAUUUUAUCUGAUAAAUAUCAGGGCUCUUAUUCUGUGGAUUGGCUCCUGCAGGGGGAGUGACUGAAUUGUGGGCCCACUCUGCUCUGGGACCCCCUUUUUAAAUUAUAUAAAGUAGCUUGAUUUUUUAUGGAUCCUCUCUAUCUCUGGGCCCCUAGAAUGUACAGCUAUUUUAACCUCACUUACAAAUGCACUGCCUGGACAGUGUGAGAGCGGGACGCUUUAUGUGCCCCCCCCUAAACCGCUGUGCUGUGACCGCUGGUUUAUGACUGUUGACUGUGCUGCACUGUUGAGUCUCUCAUGCCUUGCUCGUCAACACCACUAUGAUAGGCUCACCUGACGUGGUGGCUUUCACUAAAGAGGAUGAGUAUGGGCAGACAAGUCUGGACCCCUGGGCUAUCCCUGAGGAGUUCUCUGUGCCCCUCUAUCCGCUGGCUGACUCCAACCCCUGGGCUAAAACCUCCUAUGCCAAGUUCACCAAAGACUUCAUCCUCAUCUCCGAGUUCUCUGAGCAGGUGGGCCCCCAGCCUCUCCUCACCAUCCCUGAUGAUCCCAAAGUCUGCGGCACCUUUGAUCUCAACUACUUCUCACUGCGCAUCAUGUCAGUGGACUACCAGGCCUCCUUCGUGGGUCAUCCGCCUGGCAGUGGCUACCCAAGGCUCAGCUUUGUGGAGGACUCGAGGGUGGUGUUGGGCGACUCAAAGGAGGGGGCGUUCGCCUACGUCCACCACCUUACGCUUUACGACCUGGAGGCGCGGGGCUUUGUGCGGCCCUUCUGUAUGGCAUAUGUUUCAGCAGAUGAGAGGAAAAUCAUGCUGCAGUUUCAGGAGCUUUCCCUCCGAUUCUCACAGGCCUCAGAGUGUCUGAAGGCUGGGAACAGGAGAGCAUUUGCCAAGGAACUCCAGAGGAAGCUCCAGGACCUAGAGUACACUCACUCUGUGCUGCAGAAGGAGGAGGGCCUGCAGAGAGAGGCGGGGCCUCAGCGCAUGUACUCCGCUCACGCUGUGGAGAAAGCCAACGAGCUUGCAAACGUAGAAAGGAGCAUCUAUGAACACAGAGACCUGCUGAAACAGAUCAGCUCCUACCAUCACCGUCCGCGCAGAGAUCCUCACGCUGUCACCUGCCAGAAGUGUAUGACUGAGUGUUUGAGCGAGUGUGAGGAGCUGUUAGAAAAAUACUCCAAGCUCGCCAACCCCUUCAGUUACUGUGACAAAGGGGAGAAGGGGCAGGAGGGAUGGGGUCACAUUGAUGAUGAAGGGGGCGAAGAAGUGGCGGACGAGGAGGAAGAUGAGGGAGUUAAACGCAGGCCAUCCUACAUACCACAGCUGAUCAAAGCUAAGUCUGCAAAAUGUUUCGACAAGCGUCUGAAGACCCUGCGAGAGCUAUGCGACAGUACUUAUUUCGAGGCCACCGUGCAGCUCCUGAAGGAGACGGAGAGGAGUUUCCGGGGGGACCUCUGUUACCUGCACACACGCCGGCUGGACAGGGCGCUACGCAGGAAACAGAGAGUUACCAACUUCCUGUUUGAGGAGGACCUCUGUGAUGAUGAUGAAGAUGAAGGUGCAACACUGAGACCAUUCUGUGCUGUGAACCAUGCUGUAGAUAACUAUACACUCUUAAAUCCGCCUCCUAUAGUGCUAGGACCAGAACCUCUAGAGCUUGAUGCUCUGGAGCCUCCAGAUCCUCUAGACCCAGCCUCUGAGGCCAGCCAUACUCAAGAGAGUGAACUGGGGCUUGUGGAGAGCCAUCUGGAGUCCUCCCCCUCGGACCAGACUCUGGAGACCCAGGAGAGCUCAGAGGAAACCAAAGGAAGCUUUAGCAGCGAUAAGAGUGGGGUGGGUCAAGCAGAGAGGCAACAGAAUCGGUCAAGUAUGAACUCAGAAGCUCCUGAUCCUGAUUCUGACCUGACCCCUGACCAUAACACUGACCUGGAGAGGGAGAGCAGCAGUGAAGAGAUGGAGACCACUGCUGGGGAUGAUGAGGGGGAGAACGGGGGAGACGACACACCCGUGUCUUUGCUGGAAGUGGUGUCUGAGCUGGAGGCCAGCAGGGAGGAUGAGUGUGACGGAGUAACUGAUGGGGCUUAUGAGAUGGAGUCGGACUUGUUGGUUCCAAUAGAAACAGCGUGCUGUAUGGGCCAAGAGGGUUUACUUUAUGAGGCCUCUGCCCCAGAGGCGGUGUCUCCUCUCAACCAAAGCUCCCACCUGCCACCCUGUAAAACCCUGGUGGUCAACCAGGAGCCCCAGGCCCAACUUCCACUCCAGGAGGACUACAUGGUGGGUUCUCCAAGCUCAGAAAGCCCUGCAGCUGGGCUGGAGCUUCCUGUGGGGCAGCAUGCAGAUGCAGUUUCCCGGACCUCAGCAGAGGAUGGGUCCGACUGUACCAUGAGUGCUUCCACAGGGUCUGAUCGGGCUGCCUCACCUCUUGGCUACGGGGGGGUUGUGACUCUGCGUCAGAGGAAAAGGGCUGGACAAGGAGCCUUGAGGUUUGUGCGACAGUACCCCUUUGCCAUGCAAGCUCUGUGGUGUCUGCUGAGCGGCAGAACCCUGGUGGUGCUCGGGGCAGAUGAGGGGAGAGUCCGCCGACUGGUUGCCGCUCUGGCCCUCUUUGUUCCUGGUCCUGGCAGGUGUGGAGAGAGGGUUCAAGCCUGGCUGUCCUGCCCCUUCACUCUUACUGAUUUACAGAGGUGGAAACUCAUUGGAUUGCAAAGAGUAGUGUCCCCUGUGGGUUCCAGCAUGCUUUACUCGCUGUCCCGCUACAGUCGCUACAUCUCCAUCCUGGACGCCGACCAGAAGACCUUGCGCUGUCCGCCGUAUCGUGGCCAGCUCCUUGCCAACAUAGCUGACCACCGCACCUACAUCCGCCGUGGCUCCACCUACUUCCUUCAGUUACAGAGCACACUCUGCCGCCUGGCAGCCAAGGCCUUCCUGCUUACCUUCACCCACCACCUCCACCUGCCGGUCAGCUCCACGGAGGGGCCAGAGGUUGUAAAGGGCCGACGCCGCUGCUUCCUGCAGGAGCAGCUGGGGCUGGGUGAGGAGGACAGCCUGAUACUGCUCUACCUCAGCCAGCGCAUUACUCAGCAGUACCUACAGCCCUCCAUCGGGAGCAGUGCAGCAGCAACUUGUUUCAGUUUUAACUACACCACCAGCGUUUUAUACAAAAUCUAAUGUUAUACUGGGAGGACACACAUUUUAGCAGACAUCAUCUUUGACCCUUUGGUUAUUAAUGAACCAAAGGGGAUCUUAAUAAGGUCUAUGGUUGCUUUAGUUUCAGGACAACCUCUCAACUGGUUAUUGUUUCAUCUGUGAAAUCUCUCUCUGCCUUGCUGUCGUUCUCUCUGCUCUCGCUCUUUCCUUUGUGUGCAGAAAUAAGGAGACAGAGUGAGUCAUGAGUGUCAGUGAGUGGUUUACUUGUGUGUGUGUUUGGUCCAUAGCAUGUUGACACUCACAAACACACAUAACAGAGCAGACGAAGGUCAGCCCCCUCACCCCCACCCCCCUUCCCCAUCUCACACACACACACACACACACACACAUAUAUAUAUAUUUUCAUCUUAAAAAACUCUAUUCCACCAUUGCUGUCUGUGUCGUAAGUGCUGGUCUGACCUCAACCAGCUUUCUAACUGGUUAAAUCACAGCUCUUGUGAACACCCACCAAUCACUGAGCAGCUAUGAUAUCAUCUCAGCUCAAUGUAAACAUGUUUUUCAGGAUUACUUGAACAAACUCACAUAUGUUGACAUUUUCUGCCUGUGGGGAACAGACGCCUCUCUGAAUCUGUCCAUGAAACCAUAUUAGCAGGCUUGUUACAGCUGGUUUUGUGACAUGCCUCUCUCUCUGGAAACUACCACACAACUUCCAAGGGCCAAAAAAGCUUCCUGAAGCCUGUCCUUUUUAUAUUUCUGUUCUGCACUCGCCCACACUUCAACUUCUCUCUUUUGUAAGUGAAUUUGAAAACACAUUCCCGCGGUAGAGGAUGAAUCCAAGAUAGACACAUGUUGUUGGAUUGUAAAUGAGCAGAUUUGAUCUUUUAGGAGCGUGGAGUAAACAUUCCCACAGGCUGCUUUCAGGUUGUGAUGCAUGAGGAAGUGUAAUUGCUUUGUGAAUUCGUUCCAGUCGGCUUCAAGUGAUUUUUGCAUGUCCAGAGAAAUGAACAUCACCACCACCCCCCUCCCCCCGCUCUCUCCCGCAGCCAAAACCUGUCAAUAUUAACUGCUGGCGAACAUUUUAAUGGAUGUUACUCACACAGUCAGGAACAUUUUAAAGCUACUUAACCUUAAAUGUAUUGAAUUUCACUGUUGUCUUACAGUUGUGUGAGAGUGUUGUGGUGUUAGCAUGAGACUGUCUUGUGCUAGGGUGAAUCACUGUAUCGAUAAUAUUUCUGUUUUGUUACAUUUGGAUGAGCUGACUUGGACAAGAUGCCAAACAGUGUGAGGAGAUGUUGCUGAGACAGUGACGCUGUGUUUGUGGAGAUUUUAUUUUGGGGAAAAAAUGGAUUUCCUGUGCCAUCAAAAGCUCUAAGCUUGACACUUGAUUUAGGACAGUUACUUAUUAUUUAUUUUCUUCUCAACGUUCCUGUGCCAUGAACAAAACUCAACUGUUCUGUAUUUAUUGUUUUAGGACAAAGUUUAGAUUGUGGUCACUAUGCUGAGCACACCCAGAGAAUUUCACAAGCAGAAAAUCUUUGUUUUAAGUUCUGUCACAUCGGCCAGUGAGAUGACACCGAAGAAGCGUCUUUGAUAGUAUUUUAGAUUUUACUGUUCCUAAUUCUGUGGCGUCAGUGAUGGAGUUUUAAUUCUGUAUCUAGGAUGGUAACUGUACUUGUGACUGCAUGGUCAAAGUUUUAAUGUGAUAGGUCAAACAAUGUGGGAUCAUGGAUGCCUUCCUUCCUGCUAUGAACAAGACAAAUUUUGGUUUGAAGGUGUAUGCAUUUAACUAUUAACAGCAACCUCACAUUUUUUAUUCCACCUAACGUAUUAUUUUAGUUUAGUGCAAUUUGGGCUUAACGAUUCUUUUGUUUUGUUGCCACAUUUGUUUCUUUUAUUUUUUUACUAAAACAAAUUUUUCUGCUCAGAUGUAACAACCCUUUUUUAAGGUAUUGUUUCUCUAAUGCAAAAAGGUGAAUGUAAUCUGAAUAAGCCAUACCACAGUGUGCUUAACAUGUCUUCACUCAGUGUCCUUAUGUUGCCAUAUCAUGUCUACCUUUUGUAUCUCAUCACGGGGUGUGCGUCGGACUCACUUCAGCCCUGUAAGACGGCUUUGUUGCCAGUGAUUAUAAUGAAGCACGUUGUGAAUGUCCUGAUGCUUUUAUGUAAUGUUAAAAGUAUUCAUUUAUUCCAUUAAAUUAUUUGAAACCA
Messenger RNA from Micropterus dolomieu (smallmouth bass), 5652 nucleotides. RefSeq names its product Smith-Magenis syndrome chromosome region, candidate 8a (gene smcr8a). NCBI's taxonomy places the organism in Eukaryota, Metazoa, Chordata, Actinopteri, Centrarchiformes, Centrarchidae. Gene Ontology annotation, molecular function: GTPase activator activity. The transcript is spliced from 3 exons. The record is from RefSeq and is a predicted model, not a curated record. The coding region runs from base 619 to 3465 and encodes 948 amino acids. Gene Ontology annotation, cellular component: guanyl-nucleotide exchange factor complex.